AUGUCAUCACUUCUGUAUGUAUUCCUCCUCUUCGCCGCCUUCAUCAGCCACAGUGGAGCCGCCAGGCCCGCCACCGAUCCCCCCGUCAAAGACAUGUACAACAAUCCUCUCAUAGUAGGCAUCAGAUACUUCGUCUUGCCUCUAACUCCCGGCGGCGGCGGACUAACCUACAUCGAAACCCAGAACACAACAUGUCCGGGAACCGUAGUCCAAGACCAAAAUGAAGCCUCUCGAGGCAUACCGGUGAAGUUCUGGCCAUCAGUUCAAUCAACAACCGUCAAUGUCUCAACUGAUCUAAACGUCCAGUUCCCUGAUUAUACGAUCUGGCGGUUAGACAGUUUCGGCACGGAUCAGUACUUGGUUUCUAUUUGUGGCGUUAGAGGGAAUCCGGGUCGGGAAACGGUUAGUAACUGGUUCAAGAUCGAGAAGUUUCAAUUUAAUUACAAGAUCCGGUUUUGUCCUACCGUUUGCGAUGAGUGCAGAGUCAUGUGGAGAGACAUUGGAGUGUUUGUGAAAGAUGGAAAGAGAAUACUUGCUUUAAGUGAUGUUCCAUUGAUGGUUUUGUUCCAAAAAGCAUAG
Microthlaspi erraticum is the source of this 579-nucleotide messenger RNA. The record is from the annotation of a GenBank genome assembly. Lineage: Eukaryota; Viridiplantae; Streptophyta; Magnoliopsida; Brassicales; Brassicaceae.